Messenger RNA from Eublepharis macularius, 646 nucleotides. RefSeq names its product C-C motif chemokine 4-like. Gene Ontology annotation, biological process: immune response; cellular response to tumor necrosis factor; positive regulation of GTPase activity. The transcript is spliced from 3 exons. The record is from RefSeq and is a predicted model, not a curated record. NCBI's taxonomy places the organism in Eukaryota, Metazoa, Chordata, Lepidosauria, Squamata, Eublepharidae. Gene Ontology annotation, molecular function: CCR chemokine receptor binding; chemokine activity. The coding region runs from base 68 to 349 and encodes 93 amino acids. Gene Ontology annotation, cellular component: extracellular region.
CAGAACAGCCUCCAAGAGACCCUUGGGCCUGUCUAGCUCCCGACACUCCACUCCACCCACCAGGAACAUGAAGGUCUACGCAAGCGCCUGUGCAAUGGCUCUCUUGCUUCUCGUUGCCCUGUGCUCCCAGACCCUCUCAGCUCCAGUGAGCGCUGAUCCCCCAACUUCCUGCUGCUUUAGCUAUACGGCAAAGAAAAUCCCACGCCACUUGGUGGCAAAAUACUACGAAACCAGCAGCAGGUGUUCUCAACCAGCUGUGGUGUUUGUUACACUGAAAAACCGGGAGAUCUGUGCCAACCCCACGGAGAAAUGGGUCCAAGACUACAUGACAUACUUGGAAAUGAACUGAGUGGAGCUGGGAUGGAGCCACUUCCAGUGGGGUCAAAGGCUGAAGGGUGUUGUGUGUCCAUAAAAUUUCCCGUCAAGUCAAGCAAAAGUAUUACCUAGAAGUCUGCACUGCCAUUUUUCCAGUGGGGGAGGCUGUUGUUACAUAUUGACCGACUCAGGGAUUUGUGAUAUUUAUUUAAGUUGUUUUGCCCAAGCUGAGACUAUCAUUCCUAUUAAUUAUUAUAUUUAAGUGAGCGGCCUUUUUAAAUGUUAUGUGUGUAUUUAUAUGUGUCUAUAUGUUGUGUGAAAUGGAAUAAAC